Messenger RNA from Rotaria sp. Silwood1, 1428 nucleotides. NCBI's taxonomy places the organism in Eukaryota, Metazoa, Rotifera, Eurotatoria, Philodinida, Philodinidae. The record is from the annotation of a GenBank genome assembly.
AAUUUAUAGAAAUAGAAAUAGAAUAGAUAAUUCUCUUCUCUCUCAUCUUGGAUAAAUAUUGAUGAAAUAAAAAAAAAUUCUAAAUAGAAAAUCUUUGUUAAUCAUUAAAAUCAAAUAAUGAAAAUUCUUAUAAAUAAUUAUUUUAAUUAAAGAUUGAUCAUUUUUAAAAAAAAAGUUUAUAUAUAUAUAUACAAAAUCUAUUGAAAAAUCAAUGAUCGAUUGUUUUUGAAAUCGAAUGAAAAUAAAUUUAAUAAAUUAUAAUAAAAUAUUUAAAUAUUGAUUGAAAUUAUUUGAAUAUAUAAUAUUAUUAUUUAUUUAUUGUUUUUAAUAAAGAAAUGAUGAUGUACCUGAUUGUUACAAUCGAGUUCGUUAUAUUCGAGAUGCUUGUAAAGUAUUAUCUGAUCUUUGGAAAACCGAUAAAGAUUUUUUAAAUAAGAGUAUUGAUAAUGAUGUUGCACGUUCUUAUCGUUUACCAUAUGGAACAAGUGGAGCUUCAUCGUCAACUAUUCGUCAAACAAUGACUGAAUUUCGAGAUAAUUAUGAAAAAGCUCAACAAAAAUUAGAAGCAGCUGAUGCCAAUUGGAAAAAAUUUCAAACACGAUCUGAUCGUUUAACAUUACCAAAUUUUGAUGAACGUUUACGUGAAUUAGAAGAUAUUCGUUGUGAAUGUGAACAAGCUCGAACAUUAUCACGUGAUAUAUAUGCAGCUGAAACAUAUAAAGUUGCUAGUGAAGAACAUUCAAUAACAAUUAAACUUUUUUAUCAAUAUUUAUAUGAAGAAAAUACAUUUUAUAAUCAUGUAUCGAAAUAUUUAUCAUCACGAAUGCCUGAAAUUGAACAAAGAUUAGAAAAUGAUGAAUUAAUUCCAUCAUUUGGUUAUGAUCUUGCUAAACAUUGUUUAAAACGAAAUGAUACACUUAUUGCUUAUCCUAUUGAAAUAUGUAUUAGACUUUUAGAAAAUAGUUUAAAUGAACAAGGUCUUUUUCGUAUUGCACCAUCACAAGGAAAACAAAAAAAAUUAGUUGCUGAACUUAAUUUACAUGCUAUUGAUAGAGGAAGAACACUUUAUGAUCUUUUAAAAGAGAACUUCCUGAUUGUUUACUUACAAAUGCACUUUUAUCACAAUGGAAUGAUGUUAUUUCAAUCAGGUUUUUAUCUUUUUUCUUUUAAGAGAAAAAUGACAAGAUACAUUUUAAUUUAUAUUGAGAAAAAUAAAAGAUAUAUUGAUUUAGUUUUUUUUUUGAAUAUGAUUGAUAUUAAUCAAUCUUUCCCAACAAAAAUUUCGUUUAAUUCAUAUAUUAUUUUUAAAAAUAAGUAAAGAAACAUUUGAAAAUUGAAAUAGUUAAGAUUAUAUUGAAAUCAAUUUAAAUCAGAGAUGGGCAAGCUCCAGAGCACUUUUCGGUCGGAGCGCUAAUGUAUGUAACUGAA